Funneliformis geosporum is the source of this 266-nucleotide messenger RNA. The record is from the annotation of a GenBank genome assembly. NCBI's taxonomy places the organism in Eukaryota, Fungi, Glomeromycota, Glomeromycetes, Glomerales, Glomeraceae.
AUGGAAGAAGAAUAUUAUCCGAUAAUAAUGGCACUAUGCUGGGGAUUUACAAAUCCUUUUAUUAAACGUGGAAGUAUAGGAUUAGAGAAGAUUAAACGAGAUAGUUGGAUUGAACAAACAUUAGAAGAAUUUGAGUUCUUAUUACAAAAUGGCAGGUACAACUCAUAUCUUAAUAAUAUGGCUGAAUUAUUGAAUAUAUUUACAGGAAUCGCUAAUAUGCUCGAUAUCAAAUCAAUAUUAUAUGAUACCUUUGUGUUUCAAUCUAA